Messenger RNA from Sphenostylis stenocarpa, 1923 nucleotides. NCBI's taxonomy places the organism in Eukaryota, Viridiplantae, Streptophyta, Magnoliopsida, Fabales, Fabaceae. The record is from the annotation of a GenBank genome assembly.
AUGCAAAAGCAAGGCACGAUGGUCCUUGUUGGUGCGAGCAACUUCUCUGCCUUGAUGUUGUGCUCCAGAAAGGUCGUGCGUUAUGUGUUUUUCAAACGUUGUCUUUUGCGGAAUCUUUGUACGUCAAGUGCAGAACCAGAAACCAUAGCCACUAAAAUUGAUGGAAAGAUACGUGCUCUUUCCACACAAGGCAACAUUGAAGAAGCUCUUUCACUUCUUUACACCCACUCUUCUCUAUCCCUUCAAACCUAUGCCUCUCUGUUUCAUGCUUGUGCUCAGAAAAAGUGCCUCCAACAUGGCAUGGCUCUGCACCAUUACAUGCUGCAGAAAGACCCCACAAGUCAAAAUGACCUCUUUCUCACCAAUCACAUCCUAAACAUGUACUGCAAGUGUGGACACUUAGCUUAUGCCCGAUACAUGUUUGAUCAAAUGUCACGUAGAAACAUUGUUUCUUGGACUGUUCUCAUUUCGGGGUAUGCCCAAUCAGGGCUGACCAGAGAGUGUUUUUCUCUCUUCUCUGGCUUGCUGACUCACUUUCGCCCCAACGAAUUUUCAUUUGCAAGUUUGGUUAGCGCGUGUGAGGAGCAUGACAUUAAAUGUGGCAUGCAGGCACAUGCAGUUGCUUUGAAAAUUUCCUUGGAUGCCAAUGUAUAUGUUGCAAAUGCUCUUAUUGCAAUGUAUAGCAAGCACUCUGGUUCCAGCGGAGGUUAUGAUGGGGCAGCGGAUGAUGCGUGGACCGUGUUCAAGUCAAUGGAGUUCCGAAAUCUUGUAUCUUGGAAUUCAAUGGUUGCAGGUUUUCAACUUCGUGGACUUGGGGACAAAGCCAUUAGCCUGUUUACACAUAUGUACUGCAAUGGAAUUGGGUUUGAUCGUUCUACGCUGCUUAGCGUCUUUUCUUCACUGAAUGAAUGCGGUGCUUGUGAUGACAUUAACGUACAUCUCAGGAAAUGUUUUCAAUUGCACUGUUUAACUGUUAAAACCAGUCUUAUUACAGAAAUUGAAGUGGUAACUGCAUUGAUAAAAUCAUAUGCCAAUCUUGGCGGAAGCAUUUCUGACUGCUAUAGGAUCUUCCUUGAUACAAGUAGCCAACUGGAUAUUGUGUCAUGGACUGCUCUUAUUUCUGUGUUUGCAGAACGGGAUCCUGAGCAGGCUUUCCUCCUUUUUUGUCAACUUCAUCGUCAAAAUUAUUUGCCAGACUUGUAUACAUUCUCAAUUGCGUUAAAAGUUUGUGCAUAUUUUGUGACUGAGAAACAUGCAAUGGCUGUUCACUCACAAGUAAUUAAAAAAGGGUUUCAGGAAGAUACCGUUCUCUGUAAUGCCUUGAUACAUGCUUAUGCAAGGUGUGGCUCGUUAGCUUUGUCUGAACAAGUGUUUCAUGAAAUGGGCAGCCGUGAUUUAGUUUCUUGGAAUUCAAUGCUCAAGUCUUAUGCCAUACAUGGGAAAGCUAAAGAUGCACUGGUGCUCUUCCACCGAAUGGAUGUCUAUCCAGAUUCAGCUACCUUCGUUGCACUUCUCUCAGCUUGCAGUCACGUUGGACUUGUUGAUGAAGGAGUGAAAUUGUUUAACUCGAUGUUUGAUGAUCACUGUAUAGUUCCUCAACUAGAUCACUAUUCCUGCAUGGUUGACCUUUAUGGACGAGCUGGAAAGAUAGUUGAGGCUGAGGAGUUGGUACGUAAAAUGCCGAUGAAACCUGAUUCUGUGAUUUGGAGUUCAUUACUUGGAUCUUGCCGAAAGCAUGGUGAGACUCGCUUAGCAAAAUUAGCAGCCGAUAAAUUUAAAGAGUUAGAACCAAACAAUUCAUUGGGAUAUGUGCAAAUGUCAAACAUAUAUUCCUCUGGCGGUAGUUUUACAGAAGCUUGUUUGAUUAGGAAGGAAAUGAGUAGCCAUGAAGUGAGAAAAGAACCAGGAUUAAGCUGGGUUUGA